Molecule: messenger RNA, 8286 nt
Organism: Telopea speciosissima
Lineage: Eukaryota; Viridiplantae; Streptophyta; Magnoliopsida; Proteales; Proteaceae
Exons: 16
Coding region: 1-7749 (2582 amino acids)
Biological process (GO): vacuolar acidification
Cellular component (GO): RAVE complex
Molecular function (GO): protein binding
Source: RefSeq, a predicted model, not a curated record
AUGGCAGAGAGAAGCAGAAGCAGAAGCAGCAGCAGCAGAACUCACAGUACUGCCACCAAUAAAUCUAGCGAAGAAGAAGAAGAGAAGAUUAACGAUGUAAAUAUUUCCGAUCUAUUGCCACUGGAACUCAUGAAAUCAGAGAUAAUUCCUCAAAUACCGAAUUGCUCAGAUUCGGCCGUUGAUUGGUUACCAGACUUUGCUGGUUUCUCAUGGAUCGCAUACGGUGCUUCUUCGCUUCUCGUGAUCUCCCACUUCCCUUCGCCGCUCUCUAAGGAAGAAAGCCUAAUUGGUCCCAUUUUCCGGCAAGUGAUCGAGCUAUCGUCUGACGAGUCUGUGUUGGUAAAGGCUGUUGCUUGGUCUCCGUCCUUCCCUUCGGAAGGUGAGCUGGCGGCAGUGGUGGAGAAUUGUGUCUGCUUGUAUUCAGGGAAUUCUCGAAUUACUCAUGGUUCUUUUUGUUGGAGUCAUGUUGGAAUACUUCUACACUCGUCUACGGUGGACACCAUCAAAUGGACUGGCUCUGGGGAUGGUAUAAUUGCAGUGGGAGUUGAUGUAGCAUUGUGGAAAAGGAAUAGCCAGAGCUGGGAAAUAGUAUGGAAAUUUAGAACAGAACAGCCUCAAACUCUGGUUUCUACAACCUGGUCAAUUGAAGGGCCUGCAGCGAUUGCAGCAUCUUUGGGUGUAUCAGACAAUGGAGAUUCAUCUUCUCUACCUGAUGGUGCAAGUAAAUGUGUAGUUGUUUUUCAGAAUGAUGUGAAGCAUGGAUCUCUGAGAGCUGAGUUACACCAUCCUCAGCCUGUUUCAAUGAUUCAGUGGAGGCCAUUAAUUAGAACACAGUCAAAGAAGGAUAUAUUGCAUUCCGAAAAAGAUGUUCUGCUAACAUGCUGCUUAGAUGGAACUGUACGGCUGUGGAGUGAGAUUGAUAGUGGAAGAGCUAAAAAAUCCGGUAAGGACGCCAAUGAUCAGAAGCACAUUAGGCGAUCAUUUCAUGUUACUGCUGUAAUUGAAAUAAACCAGUCAAUGAAUGGAACCUUGGGCAGAGAUAUAUUUGUGACAUGGGCAGUAGAAUUCAGGGGUUUGAUUAAUACAGGUGGAGCAAAACAAUGUCUAUCAACAGGAAAAGAGAAUAAUCAGCCUGGCAGGUGUGAGUGGUUAAUUGGGUUUGGGCCUGGAAUAUCAGUUAGUUUCUGGGCUAUUCACUGCCUUGAUGACAUUUCACCAUUAAGGUUCCCACGAGUGACUCUAUGGAAGAGAGAGUUGUUAGUGGGUACGGAAGUAAAUCAUCUUCAUGGUACUGGUGACUCAAAUACUAAAAACCUACCACUUUUCACUAAAGCCAUUACAAUGAGGAGUCAACUCUUUGGUCCACCGGUCAUAUGCUCUUUGAUUCAGUUAUUGCCUUGUAAUUCCAUGAGCUGGUUACAAUUAUACACUCCGUCAUCAAAUGAUAUGGAAGAUGGAUCUUUAAAACAGUCUGGAAAGGAGAACUGCUUAUCAUGUUCUGCUUGUGGAGUUUUAAGUCUAGAUGGUCAUAGUGGAAGAAUCUCACAAAUUGCACUACAUCCUUAUAGUUGCGAACAUGAACUUCUUGUUUCUUUGGAUUCUAAUGGUUUCCUUCUUUUCUGGUCACUUUAUACCGAUUCCAGUUACAGUUUGGGCAUGCCAAUGGUGGGUCAUAAUUCAUGGAAACUAUUAGGCAAAACUUUAGUCCCAAAUUUUUCAUCUUUGGAUUAUAAGAGCCUGAGAUGGGCGCCGUCAGUUUUGAAUCAGCACCGAGUUCUUCUUAUGGGACAUUCUAAAGGAAUUGAUUGCUUCAUUAUUAAAAUUUCUGAAAGUGAACAAGAAAAAAUAUUAUGUCAUAGGUUAUGCACAGUCCCUUUCUUUGGUCAUAGCUGUAGUGAUGCACCCACCAACAUCUUUGCAAUCCCUGUGCCUUCAGACUCUGGGCAAACCUUCAUGUUUGACAAUUUUAUGUUGAUAGGAGUAUGGAUGAAGGAAUUUCAAGCUUUAUCAUGGAAAGUUACCUUACACUCUAAGGAUAUAUCUGAAAGCAUCUGUGAAUGUAGUUUUGACACCAAAAAUGGCGCAUGGGUACAUGAAAAUGCUUUUGCUGGGAAAAGGUAUUAUGUUGUUGCUGUUCCUUGCUCAUCAAUGUUUCCAGAUCCUCACAACCUUGACCAAGUUACAACCGUGGCUGUGGUCUGUCCAGGUACACUGAUGCCAUAUGUACAACAAAAUUGGAGUUCUCCUGAUGGUUUGUGCAGGAAAUAUGCUGCAUACCACAUGGCUACAGGCUGUUUGGAUGGAAGUCUAAAACUAUGGAGAAGUGGUCCUGCAAUAUCAUCACCUCCACAUCUUGCGAAGUCUCCCUCACCCUGGGAGCUUGUGGGGAUGUUUUGCGUGCAUCCUGGUCCAAUUAAUGCAUUGUCGCUUUCCAAUUGUGGUAGGAAGAUUGCAACCAUCAGCAAGGCAGGCCAUUUAGAUAAUGUAAGCACUCUUCAUAUAUGGGAUUCCAUAUGCCUCAUAGGUGGUGGAAACUUUUUAGUGGAAGAUAAGAUAUCCUUGGAUGGGGCUGUCAUUGCUCUAAAUUGGUUAGCCUUGGGAAAUGGUCAAUUACUGCUUGGCGUUUGCAUGCAAAAUGAGUUGCGGGUAUAUGCUCAAAGACGUUGUGGUCGUCAUAUGGUAAAGUCUGAAAAAUCAUUGGACAUGCAUAUUUGGUUUUGUCUUGCAUCUGCUCGUACUAAUCCAGCUAUUCAAGACUUCCUUUGGGGGCCCAGGACAACACCUAUUCUUCUUCAUGAGAGAUACUUUUGUCACUUCAGUCAGUGGUCAUUCCAUAUGGAUGAGGAAUAUCGAGCUAGGUGCUAUAAAAAAUAUGCUGAAGAUGAUCCUCAUCUUUGCAGGAAUGGAGAAGAUACAAGGAUGCUUUCUGCAAUUUUUACUGACUUCAAUAGUUGUAAUGUUGAAGAAUUAUCCAUUGAUGAGAGGGGUGAAAGAUGGAAUUCCAUUUUGCCUGGGUUGAAGAGUGCAAAAAUUGAUUCUCUGUUCAACAAUUACUUUCUAUCAAUGGCUCAACAACAAUAUAGUUUAACACCCAAAAUUGGUUGGUGGAACAUGCUAGAAGUUGCAGAGAAAUUGGGUGGAUCUUUGCCUAUUUAUAAUCCUGAGGCACUCCUUUUCAAUAUGUAUGCAGGGAAGUGGAAACGUGCAUAUAUUGCCAUACAGCACCUAGUGAAAUAUCUUAAAUCUGAUAAUGCUUCUGUUACCUGUCAGAAUGGUAGUCUUAUCAUUCCCCAGAUACAUUUGUCAAAGUAUUUUGAAGAACUUUUCUCCACAAGUUUGGGUGAUAAAGGAUUACAAUGGGGUGGAGAUGCUUCAAUGUUCUCAUCUUCUGCACAAUUUGAGACAAGCUCAACUCAGUUUGGUGGAUAUAAUUCAACUGUCAAUGGUACCAAUAAUAUGUUUACUUUCUCCUCAGCAAAAUCUGAAGUCAAUAGCUUUAUCGAAACUUUGGAGAAAACCAAUGACUUUGUGGCUAUGAGUAAUAGUGAGAGGAUGCAAAUGCUCGCACUUAUAGAUCUUUUGGGUGAAGUCAGUGGUUCAUGUUCUUCAGCUUAUGACAGCCUUGAUGAACCUGGUCGAAGGUUUUGGGUUGCAUUGAGGUUUCAGCAAUUUUAUUUUCUCCGAAGAUCUGGAAGAUCUGCAUGUGCAGAAGAUUUGGUUGUUGACUCCGAGCUGAUGGGAUGGGCCUUCCACUCUGAUUGUCGAGAAAAUCUCUUUAGGUCUUUUCUCUCAAAUGAACCCUCAUGGAAGGAAAUGCGGAAUUUGGGUGUGGGAUUUUGGUUUACUAAUUCAGCAGAACUGCGUACAAGGAUGGAGAAGCUUGCAAGAUUACAAUAUUUAAAGAAGAAAGAUCCAAAGGAUUGUACUCUUUUAUAUAUAGCAUUGAAUAGACUUCAAGUUUUGACUGGUCUUUUUAAGAUCAGCAGAGAUGAAAAGGACAAGCCUAUGGUUGCAUUUUUGUCACGCAAUUUUCAGGAGGAGAAAAACAAGGCAGCUGCUUUAAAAAAUGCUUAUGUCUUAUUGGGAAAACAUCAGCUGGAUCUUGCUAUUGCUUUCUUUCUACUUGGAGGUGAACCUUCUUCUGCGGUCACUAUCUGUGCCAAAACUCUAGGGGAUGAGCAGCUUGCUCUUGUUCUUUGUCGGCUUCUUGAGGGUUACGGCGGACCGUUAGAGUGUCAUCUUGUAUCAAAGGUUCUGCUUCCUGCUGCUAUUGAGAAACAGGACUAUUGGCUUUCAAGUCUUCUUGAGUGGACAUUAGGGAAUUAUCCUCAAUCAUUUCUGAGCUUGCUUAGUUUCGAAACUGAUUUGGCAUUUAAGAAGCCUGCUCUCCUAUCCAACAAUGCUGUUUUUUUAGACCCGAGUGUUGGUCAGUACUGCCUAAUGCUGACAUCCAAACAUAGAAUGAGGAAUUCUGUAGGAGAGAGUGUUGUUGCAAUGCUGGCAAGGUGGGCAACCUGGAUGACUGCUACUGCAUUGAACAGAUGCGGCCUUCCGCUUGAAGCUUUGGAGUGGCUUUCAUCUUCUCCUAGCACUCUUGAGGAUAAAGAUCAAGGCAGUGUAGAUUUUGGGAACCUUGACAUUCUACACGGACUACUAAAGUCAUCCACCAGUGAUGCCUCUAACUGGCUGUCAGGUGAUGUGGCUUUUAAUUUGGAGUCACAUGCUAAAUUGGAUUUAGCAAUCCAGUACCUUUCAGGGCUGAUAAUGGAGCAUCCUGUUUGGCAAGACAUCUGUUUAAGAUCUAAUCAAGCACUUGCCCGCACCAAAGAGUAUGAGACUCAUCAAUUCAAGUUGUUACAUGAAAGUUUUCAACUUAAGUUAAACACAGGACUUGCAAUUUUUGAACAGAAGUAUGCUUUGAAUAGUCUUGAUCUGAUUGAGACGAUGCUAGUAUUUUCAUGCAAUCAUGGGUUGCCAUUUCUUGGAUACCAAAUAUUACACGACUAUAAUUCUCAAGGACUUCAACAAGAUGAAUUUAACAAUUUUCUUUCAUUAUGUAUCAUUCCUACACUCAUUCUGAAGGCUGUCAUACAGGUCUGCUAUUUAGUUGCUCGGAAUAUUGUGGCCUGGAGCAUUCUUUGCCGUCAAUUGACACCAAGCUCUACAAAAAGUGAUGGAUAUGGUGGCAUAGCUUGGAAUUCGUAUGUUACACGACCAAUGAGAAGCUUAAGUGCCACUCUGCAAUUUUAUUGUGCUGGCUUUCUGAGAGAUGAUUUCACAAUAAAAAUCUUUACUGUUCUUGAUCUUUUUGAAUAUUAUUCAUGUUUUUCUUCUGCUUGGUCUUUAAGGAAUUUGAAAGAUCUCAUUCUGAUGGUACAACCCAUUUUGAUUAUGGAUACCAACAAGAAGUACGCACCCUCAGAAGCAGACAUCACGAAUUUGAAGAAAGUUAUGUACCAAUCUGCAGAGUUGACAACCCAUAGUUUGUUAAGUGAUGAUGUGGGGGGCCUUCCCCAUGCUACACAAACGCAAGGGCAACAUGAAGAUGGUGAAAACUUUUGGUCUUCAAUACCAGAAGAAGAAAGAUGGCCAUUCUUAGGGGCUUGCCUCUGGCGAUUCCAAACCAAGUUUGCCAAAGUUCUGCUACAGCCAGUUUUUGAUGUCCUUAAAGAUGGUCAAUUAUAUAAUAUUUCUCUCAGCAGACUUUCCUCCUUGGCAUUUAGUCCUAGAACUUCUUUGUCUGAUGGCAAUGUUACCGUGAAACAGAUCAAUAUGGUCACAGUAGUUAUGGCGGAGUUAUUGAAGAGCUCACUUUCAUGUGUUUCUUCUUCUCAUGAAAAACAUCUAGCAUCAUUUUUGAGGCAAAAAGUAGAGGAUGGGUUACCUAUGCCUACUCUUGUUUGGUUAGAAAAAUCUAGGUCUCAACCAAGACCUCUGGGUGGUCAUCCGGGUUGGAGAACUUAUAACUUGCACACAAUUAAUGAUACAAACUGGAGGAUAUCAUUUGAAAUCUUAUGGGAAAUUUCUACUGAUCCAAAGGAAAUAUGGAAAGAUUUUGCGCAGGAAAAUGUAAGCUGGCUGCAAUUUAUUAGCCAGAAGUCCUCUAGAAGCUGGAGUAAUAUACAUAAAGAAACCAUAGGUGACUGCGAAAAUGCUGACACCUCAAGUUAUGAUCAAGUGGAAUGGCAUAGCAACUCUUCUAAUGGGGCUGGAUCACCAGCUCAGUAUCGAUCUCUUGAUGGCCAUAGUUUCCUUGGUCCUGGAUGGAAAGCAUCUACCAUUACCAGGGAAGCUAUAUGUUUUGAGCAUCCAAAAGAAAUAUAUAAGAAAAACGGAGAGCUUCUAGAGGCUAUAUGUAUCAAUUCCAUUGAUCAACGGCAAACAGCGCUUGCUAGCAAUAGAAAGGGGAUAGCUUUCUUUAAGUGGAAAGACGAAGAACCUUUUAAAGAUCAGUCAGAUUACAUCUGGUCAGAGGCUGAUUGGCCGCAAGAUGGGUGGGCUGGUUCUGAAUCUACUCCAAUGCCCACAUUUGUUUCUCCAGGUGUCGGUCUUGGUAGCAAGAAAGGGUCACACCUUGGAUUGGGUGGAGCAACAAUUGGACUAAGAAGGCCUUUGGCAAAACCAGGGAAAGAAAUGACAGGUGGGGCUGCAUUUGGAAUCCCAGGUUAUGCUGGUAUUGGUGCUUCUGGCUUAGGUUGGGGUGUACAAGAGGAUUUUGAGGAAUUUGUUGAUCUACCUGCAACAGUUGAAAAUAUAAGCACAAGGGCUUUGUCCAGUCACCCAACACGGCCUUUGUUCUUGGUUGGAUCUAGUAAUACCCAUGUUUAUCUUUGGGAGUUUUGUAAGGACAGAGCUACUGCAACCUAUGGUGUGUUGCCUGCUGCAAAUGUGCCUCCACCAUAUGCACUUGCAUCAAUAUCAGCAUUGCAGUUUGAUCACUGUGGACAGAGAUUUGCUACUGCUGCAUCAGAUGGAACCGUAUGCACAUGGCAACUUGAAGUUGGAGGAAGGAGCAAUGUCCGCCCAACAGAAGCAGCCCUUUGCUUUAACAGUCAUGCAUUGGAUGUUAGUUAUGUGGCAGGGAGUGGAUCCAUAAUUGCUGCAGCUGGGUGUAGCUCUAAUGGUGUUAAUGUAGUUAUAUGGGAUACCUUGGCUCCUUCAACCACAUCUCAAGCUUCUCUCAUAUGUCAUGAAGGUGGUGCUCGUUCCCUAUCUGUGUUUGAUCAUGACAUAGGAAGUGGUUCUAUUUCUCCCCUUAUUGUCACUGGAGGAAAAGGUGGUGAUGUUGGGGUUCAUGACUUCCGUUUCAUUGCUACUGGGAGGACAAAGCGAAACAGGCAUUCUAAUGCCUCUGAACAGAAUACCAAGUCUUCUCUUACACAUGACAGACAAUCAGGAACUUCAAACAAAUUUGGGGAACAAAACCUGAAUGGGAUGCUUUGGUAUAUACCAAAGGCUCACCAAGGGAGUGUUACAAGUAUAUCUACCAUCCCCAAUACAAGUUUAUUCUUAACGGGGAGUAAAGAUGGGGAUGUAAAACUUUGGGAUGUCAAAAGAGCUGAGCUUGUAUUCCAUUGGCCAAAAUUACAUGAGAAACACACUUUUCUGCAACCAAGCUCCAGGGGCUUUGGUGGAGUUGUUCGGGCUGCAGUCACAGAUAUCCAAGUCCUUUCUGAUGGUUUUCUUACAUGUGGUGGAGAUGGAACUGUAAAGCUAGUCCAGCUCAAAGAUUUCCACCAAAGAACCUGAAAAUGAGACUGAAAAGAAAAAGGAAGCAGAAAGGACAAAUGAAGUAUUCUCUCUGAGCUUUUCCAAAAUAUUAUGUUGGAGCCACGUAGUGCUGUGACGUCUGAAGACUAUGAGACUAGAACAUCUGAAGUGGUUCGGAGUGUUUUUUUCUUCUGAAAAUCAUUUAUUGGUUCAUUAGCCUGUGAUAAAGUAUUUUGAGUAACUUAUUGUUUUUGGCGCAGGGGUUGCAUCCUGUUAGUUGGCAAAGUAUUGUCUAGUCCUGUUCACACUGCUUUGUUGCUGCAGUUUCUCCAACUACACAAUCUGCCUAGCUCAGAUAGUAUGCAUCAGCUAGUGCUGAUCAUUCUUGUUGACAUAUUCUGUGUAAUGCAUAGAAUGUCCUCGCCUAAGAAAGCCUGUGGAGAUGAUACCCUGCCGACGAAGCUUAGCUUGGGCUCGUGUUUGCACUGUUUACCACAUGAAUCAACGCAAAAUGGGAUUUCAACCUUUCUGGACUCUUUUGAGGAAGAAUCUGUUCUGCAGAAAUGGAGGUGAUUU